AUGCGUCCAUCACGCGUGUUCCUCGACCACCAUCGCAGAAUUGAGCUCGGUGGAACUGCGAUACAACCGGUCGGCGACGCUGCAGAUGUGUCCGCGAUUAAGGACCGGUUGGGGCUACAUAAGCUUGCAUUAGAGAGAGCAGGUGUCACUGACCUGUCGACACUGGGAUCAAUGAGCUUGUCUGGCCCCGUUGUCCCACAGGUUGGAGUAGCUGUGCCUGAGCAAGACCAAUACGAGGCGCAAUCAGUGCCCUUCCAGCAUGCCUACAAAUUUGAUAGUGACCAAAACACCCUAAUUCGCAUGGGAGGAAUCGCACGUCAGUUGAAAACCCGGUCGUUGGUAGUCAGUGGCCCCGAUGGGCCAAUGUUGGAUGAUUUCCGUCCGGAAAUGCGGUGGGGGAGGGAGUUGAGGGCCACACGCUCUCUUCCCACGAUAUAUGUCGAUGCCUAUAUCGCCGCCACUCGGCUGCAAAUCGAGGACGACACGCAGAUCGUGCUGAAAUAUCCGAAUAGGUUUCUGUUUCUCAUUGCGAACGAAAUUCAAGUUGGAAAAAACGUGACCAUCACAUGGGACCGAUCGCUGAACAACGCCCCGGAUCCGCCAAACCAACCUGAGAAGAGACCAACCGCUGCUACUCCAGUUCGGGAUCUAUGGGGUGUAGCCGGCGAAACGGGGAUAGAUGGAGCAAAAGGUUACGAGGAUGAUCCAGCACGCACGACUAAGGCAUAUCUCGAUGGUGCUGACGGACCUGAAGUCGAACUAUGGACGGUCUCCCUCCAAGGAAAACCUAUUAUCGAUGUCCAGGGACAGGACGGCGCCCGUGGUGGUGCUGGGGGCCAGGGCGGGGAUGGUGGGGAUGGAUCUCGAGGAUCAGAUGCAGUGCUAACUCCUUUUGUGUGGUGGGAAUGCACCAGCAGCAAUGGUGCAGGUGGAAACGGUGGUGAUGGAGGCAGGGGUGGCGAUGGAGGAACUGGGGGAGACGGUGGCCACGGGGGCCGGUGCCGUAUAUAUGCUCUACAAGCCGUGGUUACGACACUCGCUCAAGGCUUUUUGGUCAGCGCGGUUGGAGGACGCAAAGGCAGAGGAGGGCCAGGUGGUGCUCCAGGGAGAGGUGGUGCAGGGGGCAAGAGAGGAGACAACCCCCGAAAUUGCCGGCCAAACAGAGAAGACGGAGAAGAUGGCAACGACGGGGCUCCAGGACAAGAAGGACAGGAGGGAAGGUACGAUGGCGAGGCAUAUAAUGACGCCAUUCAACUGAACGGCAUCACCCAGGCGGACUUUGACGAACAGCUGACCCUUCCUGCACUCGAGAGAGCAGAGCCGCAGAUAGGAUUUGAAGGGGACCUGAUUACGAUCCACGGGUCCCGGUUUACUCAGAAUGAUGAGUUGUUAAUAGACCAUCAAGUGACAGCCAUCUCGGUCAUUAGUGAUCGACGAUUCAGCUUCGUGGUUCCAGCUGUCGCUGGAGGGAACAAGACAUUGCAACUCAGGCGCAGGAAUGGAAAGCUCUCAAACAAAAACAGUUUUGCUGUACAGCCCCGGAUCAGCACACUCCUACCCGGUACACGCGUGCAUCCUGGACGGCUCGUGACGCUGCGAGGCAGUGGAUUCAGUCCCGAGGCCUCUGUCAUUGCGGAGAGGGAGCGAGUGGAGGGGUUUCAGUUUGUUGACACCAAUACACUGCGAUUCACCGUCCGCCGACCAGCCAACAUCCGUCCAAACGCAGCAGGCGAGCCGAUGGUCCUUCAGGUGCUGGUCCCACAGGUGCCGCCGUCCAACACGCUGGAGAUCGCCCUCGACACUUUCCGUAUGAUGGUGUUUGGAGACUCCGUCCUAUGGGGCCAGGGCCUGGUAGAAUCCCAGAAGAUUCACAACCAUGUCAAGAGCUUUAUGCGUCAGCAGGACGGGGAUAUUGAAACAUACUGCGACCUCCGUGCCCACUCUGGUGCUAUAAUCGGCAUUGACGAUCCCACCGUGGCAGCCGCUCUGGAUGGUGAGAUCCCCACAGACUACCCGACCAUCACUCAGCAAGCAGAGGCGACCGACAUCGAUGCCCCGGAAACCGUGGAUCUUGUACUUGUCAACGGGGGGAUCAAUGACAUUAACUUUCGCCGCAUCCUGGACCCCAGUGUAGGUGAAAACACUCUCCGCGACUUGAUAGAUCGCCACUGUCGCCAGGAUAUGGAACGCCUUCUUGUGCGUAUUGCGGACCGCUUCAACAAAGCAACCAUCAUUGUGACAGGGUAUUACCCAAUCUUCUCGGAGGAAAGCAAUCUUCUAUCAAUGACCGCAUUCCUCAGUCUGCUCGGCGUCGCACUGGCACAGAUUUCCGGUGGGCUCGUCGGAGGGUUUAUCAGCGUCGCGAUGAAGGACCAAGUCGUGAGGAGGGCAGCUCUCUUUGCGGCAGAGUCCGAAAAAUGUAUCCAGCGAGCCGUUGACGCGGCCAAUCUGCAAAGCUCCAAGCGACGUGUCCUCUUUGCGCAGCCUGAAAUUAGUCGGACUCACGCAACUCUCGCCUCAGAUCCCUGGAUCUUCGGGGUCGGGGCUGCAGGCGCUCCGGAAGAUUCGGCAGUAGCUCCAGGAAGAGCGAUACUCUGUGAGUCCGCUCCCGCAGGGCGGUGUGAUGUCACCACCUGCAGGGUUGCUUCCAUGGGGCAUCCGAAUGCAAGAGGAGCACAGGCAUACGCAGAGGAGAUUACCGCGUUGCUGCACACCCAGGCUUCCUUCCCGGAAGGAUUUCUAUGGGGAGUGGCGACCGCUGGAUAUCAAGUAGAAGGGGGUCCUACAGCAAACGAUUGGGACAUCUUCACUCAGUCUAGGGCUAUUCGUGACCGAGUGCAUCGGCUGGCACAGCACGUCGGGCAGGAUAUUGAGUUAGCUCCGGUGGGAGAUGCUGUGCAGCACCGCCAGAUUGAAGUACUUGAGCAGGACCUGGAUCGUGCCAAACUUCUAGGGCUCAACGCAUAUCGGUUCUCGAUCGAAUGGCCUCGGGUUGAGCCGAGCCGUGGGCAGGUGAAUGAAGCUGAACUGACGUACUAUGAUCGGGUCUUCGACGAACUGAGGCAACGCGGCCUCGAGCCUAUCGUUACCCUCAACCAUAUGACGCUUCCUCAAUGGGUCUUGACGCCCUCGGCAGCAAAAGACCCUGUGUCCGGUUUGGCUGUUCCUGAUCAGUCAUUCAACAACUCACUGCGUGGAUGGGAAACUCUGGAGGUUGUAGACUGUUUUGCAAAUUACGUUAGGGCCGUCGUUGAGAGGUACAAGGACAAAGUCAAAACCUGGAUCACCCUGAACGAACCAGUAGGUUCCAUGGUAGGGCUUGGUUAUCUCGCUGGGAUCUGGCCUCCUGGCUUUAGUCUGGAUGGACAAAGAGCUAGACAAGCAUACUUUAAUCUCCUUAAGGCACACGUUCGGGCCUACGAUGUCAUCAAAGCAAUCUAUGGGCCUGAUGGACAAUCCCGCGUCGGAAUUGCUCAUGCCAUGCUUUACGGGCGCUUAACCCCGGCCGGGGGAGGGUUGGGAGAUAUAAACGUGGCAGCAACAAAUCAGUUCAACUAUUUCUACAACGAGCACCUCUUGAACUCACUCGUGAACGAGCGCGUGGAUGUCAGUAUCGAUCGACAUCCUGCAGAUCGCGUCUAUAGGGCGAGCACCGACCUGUAUGGACUCACCUCUUGGAAGAAGAAGCUCGAUUUCCUAGGCCUCAACUAUUACCGCUCAGUCUACGUCGGCCAUGACCCAAUUCUUGGCGCCGCAGCGGGCUUCGCUGGGGACAAUGACGAUCAGCACCAGCUCCUCAAUGACAUGGGCUGGGAGAUAUACCCGAAGGGCAUCUACUACAUCUUGAAAUAUGUCCACGAGAACUACGACCUUCCUGUCUUGAUUACAGAGAACGGUAUUUCACAGGCAGUUGACUGCCAUCGGGCACCGUUCACUGUUUCACAUCUCCAGCAAGUCCUUCGAGCUAUUCAAGAAGGUGUCAAGGUCCAAGGGUACAUCCAUUGGACGCUCGUCGAUAACUAUGAAUGGCAGGACCACUAUCGCUCCCGGAGUCGCUUUGGGCUCUUUACUGUGAACCGCACAGGUGAGACCCAGCCGUUCCGGCGUUGUAUCACUGAGGGCGCACUGGCCCUGCAAUACAUAAUAGCAGACAACGCCGUGGAGCAGGCGGCAGAGAAGUUCGGGAACAUGGCAGCCAACGCCUCCAGCGUGUCUCCCCCAGUUCAGAACGCAGGUGCCUUGUGGGUAUCCGAUGGCACAACAGCUGAAAAUCCUACCAUUCUCAAGCUCAAUCUGUACCUUUCCAAGCUGUCUCCGACUCAGUAUCUGGGUAUGAUCUUUCUACACGAGAGUCAUACGUGGCAUCGGUUGGAUACUAUUGAAUGGAAGGGCAAAACACUCUCCUUCGAAUUCACAGAUACGGACCACGCGCUCAUUCGGGGUACGGCGAUCUCUACAGACAAUACCCUACGAGGAGAGUUAGGAUACAUCCCACCGCGUUCCUGGCAGGCCAAGCGUGAGACACUAUCUGGGACAUGGCGGAGUGAGAGAAGUCCCCAUUACGUCCACUUCCAUGGCCUAGAGCACCCGUCGGCCGGUGGGUGGUCAGGGAAGUAUCAUAUGCUUGGUUCUCACCGAUCACACAGGAGGUGGGCUUCAGGAUACUUGACGCAGACCGAUGACAGGGUCAAUUUCGCCAUGGAUGAUGAGGGCGUCUUCAACGGAAGCUUACCUCAGGCUUCGGACUCUAUGUUGGCUGGCGAGAUUCGGCUUGUUGGCGGUGGAGGAGGUGCGACGAUGGCGUGGAGAGCCCAGCGGCUUCCUGAUUAUAUUCCUUAA
Molecule: messenger RNA, 4839 nt
Organism: Penicillium argentinense
Lineage: Eukaryota; Fungi; Ascomycota; Eurotiomycetes; Eurotiales; Aspergillaceae
Product: Beta-glucosidase 1A
Exons: 2
Coding region: 1-4839 (1612 amino acids)
Biological process (GO): carbohydrate metabolic process
Molecular function (GO): beta-glucosidase activity
Source: RefSeq, a predicted model, not a curated record